This is a messenger RNA of Diceros bicornis minor, 990 nucleotides long. RefSeq names its product olfactory receptor 52L1-like. Gene Ontology annotation, biological process: G protein-coupled receptor signaling pathway. Bases 37 to 990 code for a protein of 317 amino acids. Lineage: Eukaryota; Metazoa; Chordata; Mammalia; Perissodactyla; Rhinocerotidae. The transcript has a single exon. Gene Ontology annotation, molecular function: olfactory receptor activity; G protein-coupled receptor activity. Gene Ontology annotation, cellular component: membrane. The record is from RefSeq and is a predicted model, not a curated record.
UUUCUUUCUUUUCCUUCUUCCUUCUCUGAGCCAUUCAUGAUGGCCCUUAGUAAUUCCAACUGCAGCCUACUCCAACCUCCAUUUUUCUUGAUUGGCAUCCCAGAUUUAGAGGAAAGCCAGCACUGGAUAGCAUUGCAGCUGUGUGUACUUUACUUCCUUGCUCUAGUGGGGAAUGUCACCACCAUCUUCAUCAUCUGGACUGACCCAUCCUUGCACCAGCCUAUGUACCUCUUCCUGGCCAUGCUAUCUGGCAUUGAUCUGGUCCUGGCCUCCUCCACUGCACCCAAAACCCUUGCAGUGCUCCUGGCUCAUGCCCAUGAGAUUGGGUACACUGUCUGCCUGAUCCAGAUGUUCUUCAUCCAUGCAUUCUCUUCCAUGGAGUCAGGUGUACUUGUGGCCAUGGCUUUGGAUCGCUAUGUAGCCAUAUGUCACCCUCUGCACCAUUCCACCAUCCUGCAUCCGGGGCUCAUAGGGUGCAUUGGCGUGGCAGUGUUGGUGCGGGGAUUACUCCUCCUCCUCCCUUUCCCUAUCCUACUGAGGAGACUUGUCUUCUCCCAGGCCACCGUCAUAGGUCAUGCCUAUUGUGAACAUAUGGCUGUGGUAAAACUUGCCUGCUCAGAAACCACAGUGAACCGAACUUAUGGCUUGGCAGUGGCACUGCUUGUGGUUGGGCUAGAUGUCCUGGCCAUUGGUAUUUCCUAUGCCCUCAUCCUCUGCGCAGUGCUGAAGGUACCAGGGGGUGAGGCCCGACUUAAGGCCUUUAGCACUUGUGGGUCUCAUAUUUGUGUCAUCCUGGUCUUCUAUGUUCCUGGAAUGUUCUCCUUCCUCACUCAUCGCUUUGGCCACCAUGUACCCCAUCACGUCCAUGUUCUUCUGGCCACACUCUACCUCCUUGUGCCACCUGCACUCAAUCCUCUUGUCUAUGGGGUGAAGACUCGGCAGAUCCGCCAGCGAGUACUCAGGGUGUUGUACAUAAUAGGACGGAUCUGA